GAGGAUAUUUGCUAGUUACACUGUCCUUCCAGUGGGGGAGGUAGCGGUGGUUCCAGUGCAUGUAGCGGCCAUCUGUCUGCACGUUUCCAUACCAGGCGUAGUAGAACGCAUGGAGACAGGGAUUUGGCUUGGGAAGGGCCACUCCAAGUUGCAUUCUGGUUUCUGGUCAGAGCCUUUUCAAGUCAAGAUGCAGAGGGUUUACUCAUUAUGUCAUUAGUACACUUAGUAAUAUGACCACAAAAAUUCAU
This is a messenger RNA of Geodia barretti, 248 nucleotides long. The record is from the annotation of a GenBank genome assembly. Lineage: Eukaryota; Metazoa; Porifera; Demospongiae; Tetractinellida; Geodiidae.